AUGGAGCCCGUUGUGUUCGACCAGACGCCGCUCGCCGACUAUCUUCGUGAUGAAGGCGAAGACGAGCAGGCCGGAUGGGCACUCGACGAUCCAGCCUACGAUAUGACGCCUCCCUCGAGCCCUGAAUUCGCGCCGACAGGUCGGCCGAUGCACCAUGCAUCAUCCCGGCCUGCCAAUGCUGCCAUUGACAGCAAUUCGACCGAGAAAUUGUUGGACUCAACCGGUGCUGUCGCCGCUGUGUUGGGCGCAUUGGCUUUGGCUGUCACGAUCAACUGGCUUGCGGGCACAGGGCCUUUGAACAAGAAACGAGUUGCGGUAAUUGUGUUUGUGGCCGUGAUCGCUGCAGGGAUCGCCCAUGUGUACAUGCGGAGGCAGUGGUUGAGAUACAGACGGCUGCAAGCACUGUCUGAGGUCACUGCGUUUGUUUCAAACUCCCAGGAAUUCGAUAACGCGACUGGUGCAGCCAUCGCACUGGUGCAGGAGGUGGAACUCGUGUCCAGAGGCUACCGUCUGAGUGCGCCACUGCCGCCCAUCAGUCGGAUCGAGGACCGCUCACAGACUCGAAAGUGCGUGCGCUUGCGCAAAGCCCUGCGGGCUUCCUUUGCAGAUGUCAUUCCAGCCUACGAUCAGACCAUGUUGGUGGUUAAGGGGUUUUCGGAGCAACUCGACUUGGAGAAGUACUACGACAUCUACGACAUCAGCGAUUUCGACAUGUCGGACGCCAAACAGGGUUUCAACGAGAACGAGUUUGACGAUCCCGAGUCCCUGAGGACCCUCAAGAUUCUUGCCGCACGGUUCCACACCAUCCGUAAGAUGUUUUUGUGUGCGCUUUUGGCUUUGGACGCAAGCGGCGAUAGCAGCGAUCUGUUGAGAUGGACGACAAUUGUCGAGGCUGUACGCACGCUCAACUCGGUGACUUCAAAUGCAUUCGAAAGAAUGAGAAGGUUAUUGAGUGAGGAAGAGUCAUUCCCAGCGCCACCCACUCCCAAGAUGCCCCUGACGCCGGGUAGGGAGAGAUGGAGAUCGCAACUUCGGAAACUGAACUCCUUGUCGAGCGGAAUUCGCGGCCUUCAGGCCAAGCUGACUUUACUGCGCGAGGAAUCAGACCGAAGCCUCAACGAAUCCGACGACAUUACCGAACUAGGCUCCGACCUGAUGGCCCAGUACGAAUCCAUCGGUGCGGACCUGAAGAUCCUGAUGCAGGCUUGGGAGGAAGGCAAAGCCGCACUUGCGGUGGGAAUCGAUCGCAACGAGAAGAGGCUUUCAUCCAUGAGCACAUUGCUUUCUCCUGCAAGCUCCCUCAGCGGGCUGACUACCGUUGAAGAAGGUGGUGUUUCUGACGCCCUGAAAGCAUUAAACGGAGAGUCGCCAUCCACUUUGGACUUCAGUAGCACGGGAGAGCCUGACACGGAGGAGGUUUUCGAGGCCGUCGCACAACCGCGACCCAGAAGCCUGUUCACAAGAGAAGAGCGCAUCAUCAAGAUGAGAGAAGACCGGGAAAAGCGGGAAUCGUUGAGGGAAAAGGCCGACGCCAACAAGGGCAUGCUUAAGGAGCUUGAGAUGGUCAUCAACCUCCGACCCCGUGCACGCACUGGAGCGAACCCGCCACGCAUCGUUUCGAUGUGA
Molecule: messenger RNA, 1626 nt
Organism: Colletotrichum karsti
Lineage: Eukaryota; Fungi; Ascomycota; Sordariomycetes; Glomerellales; Glomerellaceae
Exons: 5
Coding region: 1-1626 (541 amino acids)
Biological process (GO): cell-cell adhesion
Cellular component (GO): plasma membrane
Molecular function (GO): myosin binding
Source: RefSeq, a predicted model, not a curated record